GACCCCUGGAUCUGGUUUGAAAUGUUUUGGGCGGGGAUAGGGAGCCAGGCUCACCCUAGCCGCCGUUUGCUGGGGCCACCCCAUGUUGGGCUCAGUCUACAAUACUGCCCCGCCCAUUCUACUGUGGGCAGUCUGCUUGGGCGGAGUUGUCUUCCUCCCCGCUUUGCAAAUCGCUUCUUAGUUCCUCCGAGAACAGUGUUUACAGUUUAGUUACAUUUUUCCCGCGUGCUACUGUAGCUCAGGUUUCAAACGAUUUGGUGGUCUGGUGUGGGAGUUCAAGCGCGGAGGAGGUGCAGUGCAGUGCAGAGCUGCGUCGUCGUAGUGUAUGGGUUCUGUGCCUUCGUGGUGUUUUGUUUUUUGAGGUUUGAGCUUCACGCGUGUGCAUUGGAAGUCGGGUUUGCGGUAAGGUUCCACAACGGGAGGUGUCCGAAGAGGGAAGGAGCGGAAGAUCUUGUUAACAGUGUUCACAUCACCCAGUAUCUCCGCUGCCACUUGCGAAUUGGAAUUGGUCGAGCUAUUUAACUCGAAUAUAGAGUUAUUGGGAAGGAGUUGGUUGGCCCUAGACACAGCUGAUAUCAUUGGAAGGUUUGGUACGAGAGAGUUCAACAAUGAAGAGGAGCCAACUCGAGGAGGAGAAUUGUGGGCACUGGGAAUAUGAUGUUCCAUGUGAUGUAGCAUCUUCGGAUGGCGUAGGAACGGUGGACCCCGACUUGGUGGCAACAAAUUUUGGCAUGACCAUGCGCAGGUUGCGGUUUACAAGGGCAUUGACCAGAGAGUAUUCAGGGAAGUCGCUCUCUUUGGAAGAGUUAUCCAGCAGAGUCCGCGAGAAUCACAGCACUUCUCAGAGAGUAAUGAUGGCUCUGGAUGCGGUUGGACCAACCGAGGGGGUUGUGGUCCGAAGAUUACCUGUGCUACACUUUGGCUCAAGUAUGGUAUCAGAUGAGAGGGAUGGAUGCGAGACAAUAAUCACACCUGGUGUCUUGGAUGCCACGGAGUAUCCUAUGUUAGAGGUCUGCGGGCGUAAUUCUGCUGGGACUGUACCUAUAUCCCAUGGGUUAGAGGAAGAGCGUAACCGUGACGUUUCAUCCGACGCAACUAGGCCAGUCGGGUCCAACGCAGAAGUGGACGUGGCUAAUGAGAGACACGAUCAAGAUGAACUUGGAAAGGAGAACUGCGAUCCCCUCGGCCAGUGGAAUAUCCUGGAGUCUCGCAGCCCGUUGCCUGCGUGGUUUCCCCGGAGGCCAUUGCAAGACAUCACUAAUGUGCUGGCUUCUGAGCUUGAUAAUGAAUUGCCUCAACCAAAGAAAAAGCGCAAUAAAAAGAUAACCUCUGGUGUGCCUCCACAAUUGGAGCUGCGGUGUGAAAUCCCAGCAAAGAAUGCUAUGUCGCUCUGGCAACCCAAGGCUUUGAGCUGUGUAGCCUCAAAGAAAUGUUCCAAUCUCAGGAAGAAUUUCAGAUAAUUUGAAUUUUCGGGAGUGGUCACUGUACUUAUGUGACACUAUUUCAAGGCGAAUUGAAUGAUACACAUGCUGCUGGGAGAUGAUUCCAGAAAGCGAUGGAGGGAUUUACUACUGGUGAAUGCCUCGGAGCUACUCUGAAGUGGUUGUGUCAUCACAAGAUGAUUUACCGCCGCGUUCGUGAGUUGGGCUGAGAGUCAGAUUCAGCAGCUAUGAUUGCAAGUGUUGUCCAUGUGAAUAAAUGUCGGAAGCCUCUAUUUGAGUGGGUGUUCUGUAGGUUGCGGAUUAUUUAGUUGUGCCGUUCCAGUCUAACUGCGUGGCAUAGAAAGACAUGUUGAAUGUCCCUUCAAUUUUGGUAGCCGGCACGAUAGGCUUCGGAAGGCAGACGUCUGAAAUCAGUAGUAUCGUCAUGGGGCUGAAGCUGAAGAAGUUUGUGGGUGUAAACCAGAAUUCAUUAUGUAAGUCAAAUCAUUGUUAAAUAUGAACUAAUUAUUUCUCCUCUUCAGA
Messenger RNA from Physcomitrium patens, 1964 nucleotides. RefSeq lists its product as uncharacterized. Lineage: Eukaryota; Viridiplantae; Streptophyta; Bryopsida; Funariales; Funariaceae. The record is from RefSeq and is a predicted model, not a curated record. Gene Ontology annotation, biological process: negative regulation of ubiquitin protein ligase activity; regulation of nuclear division. Gene Ontology annotation, cellular component: nucleus.